Molecule: messenger RNA, 2002 nt
Organism: Ceratina calcarata
Lineage: Eukaryota; Metazoa; Arthropoda; Insecta; Hymenoptera; Apidae
Product: trichohyalin
Exons: 5
Coding region: 119-1144 (341 amino acids)
Source: RefSeq, a predicted model, not a curated record
UCAGUGCUGUUCAAGAUGGAGAGAAAAUAACGCGUGCCCGUCCGUAAGGUGGUCGUAAAUAAGAAAGUCUCAUCUGAAAAGGAGUAUCCCCGAAGGAGACGGUGGAUCGGCGUGAGAAAUGGCGAAAUCCGUGCUCAGCUCGGACACGCUGCCAAAGGCAGGCCGCGUAAACGAAGUUUGUCGCGAAUGGCUGGUACACGAAGACGGAGCACUCGCGUAUCGUUUGCAGGACGAAGAAAUUAAGGAACAUUACACUGGGAACAAAGUGCGUAACGCGCAACUUCGAGAAGAUUUGCCGACGGCGAAAGUCGAACAGGAAUUGGAGAUGCUCAGAUACCAGAGUUACGUUCAAGAGCAAGAGGAGAGGGAUGCCUUGGUCGCCAGACAGAUCGCUCUGUCCCUCGAGCGUGAAGAGAGGCAGAGGGAAAGGGAGCUGCAGGAGCAAAUGAGGCUGCAAUUGAGGCUGGACGACGAGGCGGUUCAGCUUGAACUGGAACGACACGUUCAACAAGAAAAAGACGAGGAACUAGCUAGGAAGCUGCAGCAAGAAGAGGAGGCGAACGGUAUAGACAGGCAGGACGGUCCGGUAAACGAGCAAUUGCUCAUGGAUGAGAAGAUCGCGAUGGAGGCGCAGGAUGCCGAAUUGGCGCGGAUGCUUCAGGAGAAGGAGCGUGCAAAGAUCAGGAAAGCCAGGCAGAGAGCGAGGCAGAGGAAGUUGGAGCGGCAGCAGCAGCUUCAAGGUUCGGAGGAACAGGGUCACGCGGAGAAGCCUCAACGACCCGACAAAUUGGAUCUGAAGAGCGCGCACGGGAAAGGCAGGAUGCAGCAAAGUGUCGGCUAUUCCGAUCCCGAGGAGAUACAAGUGCUUGACGAUUCCGCGGAGAACGUGAAAGAAGUACGGAACGUAGCCGCGAUCAUCGACCCUACGUACAACGGGAAUAUCUACAGGAAUACGUCGAGCAGCUCGAGCAGCACCGUGAGCCCUACGUACGUGUUGCCCACGCCGCCUCAGGAGCUUAUGAACGACGAUGUUCCCUGUUACAUGCCUAUACAAGGACAACGAAGAAAUCAAAUGCAAUCACCGUCCCAAGUUCACGAGGAGAAGCAUAAGCGACGAGUGAAAGACAGCUGUAAACAGCAGUAGUACGUUUAGACAACUAAAUCUUUUUUCAGAGCAAGUAUUUUUCGAAAAAAUAUUUCCGUUGCCAUGAGAGAGAGUAAAUUUACGCGGUAGGUUCUGUAAUUCAAAGAUGGACACGAAUCUUCUGUUUACAAAGAUAUAGUAGAAAGCAAUAAUGGAAAAUGUCGAUGUGCCUUUCGAAAGAGUACGAUGUUAAGGAAUCGGCGGACAAGUGAUCGCGCCGUCCUCUAUAUUGUAUCUGCCUUCUUUUCUCGGACACCUUUUUAUACGAGAGAAUAGACGGACGAUAAGACAAUCAACAGUUAAGAUUACGUAGGAACAGAUACGCAUCUAGUAUAAUCGUAUCGAAUAAGAGAACAAUAAUGUACAAAGAGAUCGAGACCAUUCAGACUGAAUAUCAAAUCAUGUAAUUGAAGCUAUACACGCUCUCUGAAUCAAUUGUAGAUUUACGAAUCUAACUUGAAAUUUUUCUCAUACGAGCUGCUGCUACUACUUAUUAUUAAUUAUUUAAAACGCGCGAGUGCAGAAUAUAAUUUACAACCAAAGAGGAUCGAUUCUGCUAUUGAGAAAUAAUACUGCUUAAACGGAUCGAACGAUGUUCACGCGUUCUUUUUUUUUUUUUUUAAAUAAGCCGCGCGAUCGUGUUACAAUUUUGACUAAUUACAGUCGACGGUACGUGGCUCGCUCAUAGUAUUAUUUAACAGUGCUUCAGUAUUUAAGCUUAAUACUAUAUAAUUACUUAUUUAUGGUGAUUGGAAAACUUAUUCGCUAGCGAUAGUGUAUAUUGAUUCUUUUUUACAUUUAUUGUGUAUGAAUACAGCUAUACACGGAUGGAUAUACUAAUAAAUUAUUUACAAACUA